Messenger RNA from Ruditapes philippinarum (Manila clam), 3124 nucleotides. Its product is annotated as Golgi reassembly-stacking protein 2-like. Lineage: Eukaryota; Metazoa; Mollusca; Bivalvia; Venerida; Veneridae. Gene Ontology annotation, biological process: Golgi organization. Gene Ontology annotation, molecular function: protein binding. The record is from RefSeq and is a predicted model, not a curated record. Gene Ontology annotation, cellular component: Golgi apparatus. The transcript has 12 exons.
UUUUAGUAUCCCAUCAUGCAUUAGUUUGCCACGCAGAAAGUAUCAUACAUAUUUUUACCGGUAUUUUUUUGCAAAUUUAUAAGACUUCACACAGAAGUCAUGGGAGGAUCGCAUAGCACGGAAGUACCAGGUGGAGGAACAGAAGGCUAUCAUGUUUUACGUGUGCAAGAUAAUUCGCCAGGGGAAAUUUACUGGAAAUUUUUAAACAUUCUUCGAAUUUUAAAUUUUUUGUGUAAAAGUUUAAAAAAACAGGCUGUGAGAGAAGUUUUUAUAACACCAAGUCAUAAUUGGGGAGGACAGGGAUUGCUUGGUGUUAGUAUAAGAUUUUGCUCGUUUGAAGGAGCCAAUGAGAAUGUGUGGCAUGUCUUGGAAGUUCAAAGCCAAAUUCUCCAGCUGGGAUUUUUAGGCAGGUUCUAAGAUCAAAAUUAACUUGAUUAUAUUAUUGGAGCAGAUUCCGUUCUUCAUGAGUCGGAAGAUCUGUUCACAUUGAUAGAAUCACAUGAAGGUAAACCUCUGAAGUUAUAUGUGUAUAAUAGUGAUUCUGACUCUUGUAGAGAAGUUACCAUUACACCAAAUUCAUCAUGGGGAGGUGAAGGCAGCUUGGGUUGUGGGAUAGGAUACGGUUAUCUACAUAGAAUACCAAAAUGUCAAUUUCCAUCAUCACAUACUGUUCAGUUACCCCCACAUAUUAACACACAAACUACAAUAGGAAGAACUCCACUUACAAAUGUGUCUAAUAAUGCCGUUGGAGCUACUCAAGGAAUGGCAAAUCUCUCUCUUAACACAGGCACACCAACUAUUCCUGUAAUUCCCCAGUCUACAGUAGGUCAAGGGUUAGCUGGUAUGGGGGGACUACCCGCCCAGCCUGCACCGUUACCGAACUUCUCACAAUCUCCUUCUGGUGGAACAGGGCUUCCACCACUGUCAACAUUACCAAAUUUAGGUCCGUUACCGCCUUUACAAGCUCCGAUAUCUAUACCCGGGAUGCCCCCGAUAUCAAUGCCUCCUUUUAACCCAAGUGCAGCGGGGCCAUUACCUGCAGGCUUUAAUCUCCCUAUGACUUUAGCUGGACCAACAUCUUUUCCCAUGAUGCCCACAGCUGACCCUGCACUUUCUGGUCUGAUGACAAGUCCUCAGGUGCCCAGCCAAACUGUUGGUGCUGCUGCAAAUUCAAAUCAAGGGACAUCACUCCCAGUAAACUCUAUUCAAGGGACAUCACCAUUAACAAAUGAUAGCCAAGGGGCACAACUGCCACAGGCUUCACAGGCAGGGGAGAGCACUGAAGUAAAACCUGUUCAAAAUGAAGGCGCUGCAGCCUCGUAACAGUUUGGAGACUUUGUUAGGAUGUAAAUUAAUUAUAUAUAAGGAUAAGUUAUUAAUAUAUUAUAAUACAGAAAGCUGUUACUUAGUGACAGAAUUUUCGAAGUGGGAUUUAUUCAUUUGAGAUUGCCAUAAAAAGUAAAAAAAAAACACUCAGACCGUGCAGUAUGGACAAGAAGGAGGGAACAAGUAACAGUUAAAAAUUUUAAUUGUUAUAUAAUUAUGCAGUGUAAAAAUGUUUUCACACAUUUCUUCAUGGAUCAAAUUCAUCUUAAGUGUGGUGAGCAAAGGAAAAAAGCUCUUCUUAUAUAAAUCAUGAAGGACUCGGAGUUAUUUUAUGCUAAACAAUUAUUUGUGAUAUGGAAUAAAGAAAAAUUAGAAAAAAAUAUUUUGACAACCAAUACUUAACUUGAUUGCUGUUUGAAUAUAUGUUUUCAGCUUAUUCUGACAAGAACAAUAUUAAAUUAUAACCCUGGACGGUAAAUUUGCUUCUUUGCUACUUUAUAUGUUGUUUUCUGCACAACCAAUGCACAGUAUAUGCAAAAAAAAAGGCCAUGGCAUUUUUAGUUGAUUUUUUUUUUUAUAGUAAAUGCUUUUGUAAGGGACAUUCUCAGCCACAACAGAUCUGAGAUAGAUGAAAUUUUAAAGUUGAUGAUUAUAAACUAGUCAGACUUUCAGGUUAAAUGUGUGUUUUAAGACUAGUGUAGUCUAUGCCUCCCUUACUUUAGAGGGUUUGUCCUUGUCCUUCACGUUGUCGGGUUGCCCUUUCAUAAAACAGUGGAUGUGGGGGGUGUCCGUGUCUUCUAUUCUUAUUCCUAGUUUCAUAUAUUUUGGAUAUGAAAAUUAGAAUUGUAUAUGUAUGCACAAGUUAAACACAUGUGAUUACUAAAAUGUUAGAUUUGUUUAUGCAUAACAUGGGGGAAAAAAUAUUAAAGUAGAAGACAUUUUAAAAUUGUAAUUUUUUUAGGCUUUCACUUCCUUAGAUAUUGUUGUAACAAAUAAUCUUGAUAUAGUUUGUUUGAGCACUUCAUCUAGUUAUUAAUUCAGAGUUUAGUGUUAGACCGCCUCCGUGGUCGAGGGGUUAGAGUCGAUGACUUCUAAUCCAGUUACCUCUCUGGCGUGGGUUCAAUCCCCGAAAGAUGCUUUGGUAGUUUAGCGCGGAGGAAAGUAGUCUAGUACUGGUGUAACUCUCCAGGAACGAUGGUUAGGAAACGACCCGCCUAUAUGACUGAAAUACUGUUGGGGAAAAGACGUAAAAUGAAACAAACAAACAAACAGAGUUGAGUGAUUUGGUGGCAUCCAAUAUUUUGGUCCUGAUAUAUACAUACUGUAUAUUAAAGGGACUCCACUGAGGUUAAAAAGCCUAAGAACAUAACAUUUGAAUUUCUUACAUAAAUGAGCUGGAGCACUUUAAACAGAAAUAUAUGCAAAGAUAGUUAAGAAAUAUACUUUGAAAUAAAUUGAAAAUAGUAUAUUUAUGCUUGCUUUUCUUAGCCCUAUUUGAGUGAAAAGUGUUCAAACGCUUUUUUUUGGGGUCAGUUUUUACAAUUAGAAUAAUUAUUCUUGAAAAACGAAGUGCGUGAAUGAUCUGAAAUUUUGCACAAAGAUUAGUGGUUUAAACCUUCAUCAAAUGGUACAUUUAUCUCAACCCAAUCAUGUCAAAAAACCUCAGUGGAGUCCCUUUAACUUUUACUGUCUUGUUUAAUGUACAUAAAAUUGAAGAUGGACUUGUUUUUGUUUCCUCACUGAUUUUGUGUGACAUGUUCAUUUCUGAGAAUGUAAUAAGUAAAAUAUUAGAAUUUAG